Electrophorus electricus (electric eel) is the source of this 1660-nucleotide messenger RNA. It is a transcript of the gene sctr, whose product is annotated as secretin receptor. The record is from RefSeq and is a predicted model, not a curated record. Gene Ontology annotation, biological process: cell surface receptor signaling pathway; adenylate cyclase-modulating G protein-coupled receptor signaling pathway. Gene Ontology annotation, molecular function: peptide hormone binding; G protein-coupled peptide receptor activity; secretin receptor activity. Lineage: Eukaryota; Metazoa; Chordata; Actinopteri; Gymnotiformes; Gymnotidae. Gene Ontology annotation, cellular component: plasma membrane.
AUGGCACGAGUCUCUGUCAAGGCCCCCGGUGCUCUCCCAUUUCACACAGUGCGCUGCAUUCUGGACGCAUCAUCGCUGUGCACACCCGUACAAACCAUCUCUUCAGAGUGUGAUCCAGAGCUUCUGUGGCUCAAGGAUGAAGAGAACUGCAAUGACAUCAUCUACCAAGAAAACCUCACACACUCAGGCUCUUCGGGCUGCAAUGCAUUAUGGGAUCAUCUGAACUGUUGGCCACAUGCCCAGGUGGGAGAGACCAUCUCCAAACCCUGUCCCCCGUUCCUCAGGACCAAAGGGGGUGUGGGGAGGAAGUGCACAGAGAAUGGCUGGUCAGAGCCUUCCCCUCCGUACGAGCUGGCUUGCGGAUACAAUCUGAAUGACACACUUCACUUUCCCACAGAUACAAUGCUGGUGUCAUAUGAGUACUUCAUGGGGAUAAGGAUCAUGUAUUCAGUAGGAUACAGCAUCUCGCUGAUCUCUCUCAGCAUCGCGCUCAUACUUCUGGGCGCGUUCAGAAAGCUCCACUGUACACGUAACUUCAUCCACAUGCAGCUCUUCCUGUCCUUUAUCCUGAGAGGUGUCUCCAUCUUCAUCAAAGAUGCAGUGCUGCACAAUUCACAGGCUUAUUACUACUGUGACUCUCAUCCGCCUGGCUGCAAGGUGGCGCUGUUGAUCUCUAACUACUGCAUCCUGGCCAACUACAGCUGGCUGCUAGUGGAGGGUCAUUAUCUGCACAGCCUGAUCCACCUGUCCCUACACUCCACAAGAAAACGCCUGCACUGGUACAUCAGCCUCGGCUGGGGCACACCCAUGCUCAUCAUCAGUGUGUGGGGCCUGGCCAAAUACCUGCAGGAGGAUGAGGGAUGUUGGGAGAUGAGAGGCAAUGGCUGGAUCUGGUGGAUUCUGAGAGUUCCUGUAAUUCUAUUCAUCAUAGUAAACGUGGCGUUUUUCCUGAGAAUAAUUCGAAUGCUUGUGAGCAAGAUGAGAGCUCCGGAUAUGCUUGAAAAUGGGUUUAAAAAGCAUAGAAAGCUGGCCAAGUCCACCCUUCUGCUGGUGUCUCUGUUUGGUGUGCAGUACACACUCUUUGCUUUCUUUCCCGAUCAAGUCGGCAACCUCACUUUCCAAAUCUGGAACGCCAUCGAGCUCGCCAUGGCCUCCACACAGGGCUUCAUAGUAGCGCUCCUAUACUGCUUCCUGAAUGGAGAGGUUCAAAAUGAAAUUAAGAGGCACUGGCGAAGGUGGCGUCUGAAGCAAUGUUUCGAUGACGAUCCCAGAGUGCAUCAUGGUUCCCUGAGCAACAGUGCUCUGCCACUAACGCAGAUUUUGCUGUUAAACAGAGCUAACAACAUAACAGAAUUAUAAGGACCUACUACUUACAUUAUUCAACUCUAAUAAGAACACUGGCUAAAUAAGGAAACACACUACACAACUAAUUAUAGUAACCAAAUAACUACAUGUGCUAUAUUGCACCAUAGCAAACUGCUCUGCAUUGGAACAGAAAAAUGACAUUUCUUCUCUCAUCCACACACAUUCAUUGGGUAUUUUUCUUCACUUCAGCUUCUUUUCUCAAAUGCUUUCUACAGCAAUAUCUGACUGUCAGCAUUUCAGUGCGUUGAUGGUAAAUCAAGGAUUCUGCUAAAUAUUUAUUCUGUUAAGCUCCACU